AUGGAGCAGUUUACUUUUCGGAGAUAAUCUCUCUUCCAGGUUUUUCAGGAUAAUUAUUAUAAUUUAAAGUAAGGCAAGAAAGAAUACCUUUAAAUUUUACAUCAUUGGUAGAAUAAAAAGCUGGUAAACUUAAUUAGAGUUGUGAUGAGGUUAUGUUAAAAUGCAUUAUUGAAGCUUAAAAGAUUAUUCCGCCUUUGCUAAAAAUAAAAAAACCAUGCGAUUCUCUUCCAGGAAAUUUUAAUGCCUGCCUAAUUACACCUCAAUGAAAUAUUCUUAACCUGA
Messenger RNA from Paramecium sonneborni, 282 nucleotides. The record is from the annotation of a GenBank genome assembly. Lineage: Eukaryota; Ciliophora; Oligohymenophorea; Peniculida; Parameciidae.